AUGGGAGCCCAAUUCUCUCAAUUCUUCCCUCCCCGCCCAACCUUCACCCCCGAUGACCUCCCCCAGCAAUCGGGCAAAGUGGUGCUCAUCACCGGCGGCGCAUCAGGCAUUGGCUUCGAAGUAGCGAAGGUCCUCUACCGCAAAGGCGCCAAAGUCUACAUAGCAGGACGUUCAGAGUCCGCCGCUCAAGCAGCCAUCCUGGCUAUCCAGAAAUCCGUCCCGGAGAAUGCCAAGUCCAGCACAGGCGAGCUACAUUUUCUCGAACUUCAUCUAGACGACCUUACAACUAUCAAAUCCACCGUAUCUACCUUCAGCGCCAUAGAAUUGAAGCUCGAUCUCCUCUUCAACAAUGCCGGCGUGUCCCAACCCCCACUAGGCAGCGUCUCCCAACAAGGCAUCGAGCUCCAACUCGCAACCAACUGUCUGGGCCCAUUUCUCCUCACCCAACUCUUAACUCCCUUGCUCGAAGCUGCGGCAUCGUCUGAGUCUGAACUUACCACUGCGGGCUCCGUUCGCGUCAUCUGGACAAGCAGUCAGGUCGCCGAACUCUCCGCUCCACCCGAAGGCAUCAUCAUGUCGGAGCUGACCAACCCACCGAAGGACGCUGUGCGAAACUAUGUCACCUCCAAGCUUGGAAACUGGUUCCUGUCUACGGAAAUGGCCCGGCGGUACGGCGAGAAGGGUAUCGUCAGCGUGGCGCAGAAUCCAGGCGCAGCUAAUACGAACCUUCUGAGGAAUGCGCGCUGGAUGAAGCUUCUCUCUUGGCCGCUGCUGCAUAGUCCGGCUUUGGCGGCUCAUACGGUGCUGUAUGCGGGGUUGUCGGGGGAACUGGGGUUGGAAAAUAAUGGUGCAUAUGUUGUUCCUUGGGGGAGACUUCAUGAUGCUGUGGCGCCGACGUUGUUGGAUGCGAUGAAGAGGAAAGAGGAGGGUGGGACGGGGAGGGCGUGUGAGUUUUGGGAGUUUUGUGAGGCGAGGACGAAGGAUUAUAUGUAG
This is a messenger RNA of Aspergillus niger, 993 nucleotides long. RefSeq lists its product as uncharacterized. Bases 1 to 993 code for a protein of 330 amino acids. The record is from RefSeq and is a predicted model, not a curated record. The transcript has a single exon. Lineage: Eukaryota; Fungi; Ascomycota; Eurotiomycetes; Eurotiales; Aspergillaceae.